AAUUGACAGUUGACAGUUGUUUGUUGUUUGUGAAAAAAUUGUGAGAUGCUAGGCUGUUUGCUGUUAUUAUUUUAUUAUGGUUUAAUUUUUCAUUUUAAUGAAUGGUUCUAGUGUUCUCUGAAACGCUGUAAAAUAUUUAAAAGGUUCAAAAGCAAUCACCAGAACUGAAUUUUCAUCAUAAAUAAAGAAUUUAUUGGAGCAAUAGAAAAAUGGAUAAUAAUGUUUCUGAUCAAGUUGCCUGUAUUAAAAAACACAAAAAGCAUAGAAGAGAUCGAGAUGAUAAACCAGGGUUGAAAUUAAUCUUAAAGGUGGGAUCAAAUAACACCCCAGAACAUGAAGAAGAAUAUGUUCAGAAUUUAACAGAAGACUCUUCUUCGUUCAGUUUAGUCCCUAAUGACUCGGCUUAUCCGUUGUAUCAUGGUCAUCAUAAGAAAUCCAAGAAAAAAAAGAAGAAAAAAGAAAAAGAUCGCGAAAGAAGGCACAAACAUCAUCAUAAGGAUAAGAAAAGGAAACGGGGUGAUGUAGAAGAUGAAAAUAUUGAAGAAAUGGAUACACUUCUUGGAGUAUAUCCUUUACUAGGUUCACCAAAUUCACAAAGAGAACAAAGAAGUUGUGUAAUCAAAAAAAUACAAGAACGUUCGUCUUUAUCUAAAGCAUUGGAUCACUUAUUAAAUCAACUAGAAAAGAAAGAUUCACACAAUUUUUUUGCAUGGCCAGUAACUGAUAAUAUUGCACCAGGAUAUUCUCGCAUUAUUUCAAAACCUAUGGAUUUUAGUACCAUGAGACAAAAAGUAGAGGAAAAUCAGUAUAAAAGGAUUAAGGAAUUUAUAGAGGAUUUUAGUUUAAUGUGUGAAAAUGCAAUGAAAUAUAAUCAUGUUGACACAGUUUAUUUUAAAGCUAGUAAAAAAUUACUACAAGCUGGUCUAAAAGUAUUUCAACAAGAUAAAUUGGUGCAUUUAUUACAAAUUGCUCCAGAUCUGACUGAAGAAGAAAUUGGAUUUGAAAUAACUCCCGAAAUGAGAAGUGCAGUUGGUGUUAAAUCAGGAGAUGAAGCUGAGGGUAUAACAAAAAUUGGUUCAAAAGAGCCCCUUACGCCUGAAGAGAUUUUGGCUCAAGCUAACAAUGCAGCACGUUUAGCUAAAGCAAAACUUAAAGGGCAAGGCCCCUCUAUAGGAUAUUUAAGAACCAGACGUGAUGGAUCUGCUCAACUGGCUAUUUUAGUAGGCAAUAAUGCAGGAAAGAGAAAAUUAUUGGCACCUUUGGGAUCACUGGUUGGCAGACUGUCCGAUGGUUCAGCUCAUCUACAGGGUUUUAGGGAGGAUCGGCGCAAUACAGCCCGACCUGUAAAGUCAUUAUAUUAUGGAGCCUUUGGGUCUUAUGCUCCAAGUCAUGAUUCUGCUUUUGCAAACCUAACCAAGGAGGAAUCUGCUCUGGUGUUAAGGACCUACGGAAGUGAUACAGCUGUACAGUAUGCCGAAAGUAUUCAGGACUUUGUAAAAGGUUGCGAUUAUGGUGAGCAAUUAGUGGAUUCACUCCUCGAUCUCUUAUCAGGAGGAGAUCACUCAAAAACAAAAUCUACUAUAGAAGAGGGCAAACGUCUUAAGGACGAGGAAAAUGCAGUGAGAACUAUUUUAGAGACCACAACUGAUACUCUGAAAGUUAAUGUUGAUGAACUUAAAUCACUUCAAGAAAUUGGUAUUGACGUGAAUUUCUUAGAUGCGAUGGAAGACGAGAUUAAACAGAGCGAAGAACGACACGAAAUGCAACAAAAAUUAAAUGACAUGUGCCAGUUAUUAGAAAAAUUACAAAAAACUCAGUAUGAAAGACUAUCGCAAUCUCUACCGUCUUCUUUGCAUAAUAUUGCACGACCUACUCAAGAUGAAAGUAAUUUAGCAGAUCAGUGUGUGGAAAAUCUUACUGAAAUCUCUAAAAAAGUACUACCUGGAGCUAUUGCUCCUGUGUCAGCCAUUAGAAAGGCAUUGGGCGUAACAGUGCCUCCAUCUAUACCAGAUCCCGAACCAGAUUUGGAGACUGAGUUAAGACAGUUUUUAGAGGAGGCCCAACAACCUACCCAUUUAGAAACUGAUAAUGCUAUUGAAGAAAUAUUGAUGGAGUAGAUAUUAAUGAAAGCUAUUGUAUUAAUUUUAUGUUAAUUAAUAAAUUACAUACUAAAAGUAUUCAAUACAUUUCACAUUGUAAUUGAUAAUUUAUAAUAAUUUUAAUUUGCUAUUAAAAAUUAUUUUGCUAUU
Sitophilus oryzae (rice weevil) is the source of this 2249-nucleotide messenger RNA. It is a transcript of the gene Brd7-9, whose product is annotated as bromodomain-containing protein 7. Gene Ontology annotation, biological process: regulation of transcription by RNA polymerase II. The transcript has 2 exons. Gene Ontology annotation, cellular component: nucleus. The coding region runs from base 210 to 2117 and encodes 635 amino acids. Lineage: Eukaryota; Metazoa; Arthropoda; Insecta; Coleoptera; Curculionidae. The record is from RefSeq and is a predicted model, not a curated record.